Messenger RNA from Salvia hispanica, 2249 nucleotides. Lineage: Eukaryota; Viridiplantae; Streptophyta; Magnoliopsida; Lamiales; Lamiaceae. The record is from RefSeq and is a predicted model, not a curated record.
GAAGCUAACAUAGAAGCUUCGGUUUCCUUUCUCCACCUUCUUCCUCUCACUCUCUGCAACAACUCACCGUCGCUUCAAAUGAAACCCACUCACCUCCAUUUUCUCUCAAUUCACACAAACCUCGCUAUAGAUGCUUCGCUUCAUUUAUUUUCUACUAUCAAUUUCCCAAUUACCAACAAUUCAAUCGGCGUCCUUCUCCCGCCGGAGACUGCUCCAAAACGACACCGUUCCCUCCCGAUGCCCUCUCAACUUCGAAUUCCUCCGCCGGCUGGCUCCCGACUCCAAUCGCCCUGAUCUCGACACUCGCUCCGAGUGCCAGUACAUCCUGCAAGGCCUCCGCCUCGUCCUCGCCGACUACCUCCGCCUCACCGGCUCCUUCCGCCCCCCGCUCGACGCCGCCGAGUCGUGCUGGGACGCCUACCAGUCGCUCGUCGGCGAGUACGUCCCCGGCAUCAACUUCCGCCGCCGCUGCGGCUUCGAGACGCCGUGGAUCGCCGGCGGGUGCAUGAACAUCACCACGCGCUCGGAAUUCGAGGCCGCCGUGCCGCGAUCCGCCCUCGACGGCGUCGGAUCCGCCUGCAAUCAGUCGCUCCUCAGCAAUUCCCCCUGCGCGUCGUGCACCACCGAGCUCGCCCGGAUCCGGUCGUCGUACCUGCAGGGGGACUCGAUCGGGAACGUCUCCGAUUGCACGGCGUACCCCUUCAUAUACGCCGCGGCGUUCGCCAAUCAAUUCGGCCCCACCGAUGCUGGUACGACUAAGUGUUUGUUCAAUCUCGAUUUCACCUCAUCCGAUUCGAAUAGCAAGAGGAGGAAGGUUGUCAUCUCUGUCGUAGUCGUCGCGUGCGUUGUGAUUUUGAUUUUAGGGUUUAGUCUGCUCUUGUUCUUACGAAGUAGAAAGGAAAGACUGUUGAAGCAGAAAUUGGAAAUUAUGCGAAGUGAUACUAAUUUGAGCUCUAGAUUAGAUUCAUUUGGUGCUAGCACAACACUGAUUAGGUUCACAUUUGAUGAAAUUAAGGCGGCAACACGAAAUUUCUCUAGGGAUCAUAUAAUUGGGAGAGGAGGGUAUGGAAAUGUGUACAAGGGCGUGUUGCCUGAUCAUUCCGAAGUUGCAGUGAAGAGGUUCAAGAACUGUUCUGCAGCAGGGGAUGCUAGUUUCACUCAUGAAGUUGAGGUGAUUGCGAGUGUCAGACAUGUAAACUUGGUUGCGUUGAGAGGAUAUUGCACAGCCACGACGUCUCUGGAGGGUCAUCAGAGGAUAAUUGUGUGUGAUCUGAUGAGGAAUGGGAGCGUUCAUGAUCAUUUGUUCGGUAAAGUGGAUAAGAAGUUGAGUUGGCCUAUGCGCCAGAGGAUUGCCCUUGGGACGGCUAGGGGGCUCGCCUAUCUACACUAUGGUGCACAGCCCUCGAUUAUUCAUAGGGAUAUUAAGGCGAGUAACAUUCUCCUGGACGACAAGUUUGAGCCUAAGGUGGCGGAUUUUGGAUUGGCGAAGUUCAGACCAGAAGGGAUGACACACUUGAGCACUAGAGUUGCAGGGACGAUGGGAUACGUUGCGCCUGAGUACGCGUUGUAUGGACAGUUGACAGAGAGGAACGAUGUUUAUAGCUUUGGGGUGGUGCUUCUCGAGCUUUUGAGUGGGAAGAAGGCGCUCAUUGCAGUAAAUGAUGGACAUCCGACUCUGUUGGCUGAUUGGGCUUGGUCCUUGGUUAGGAAGGGGAGAGCUUUGGAUGUAGCUGAAGAGGGUAUACUGGAUUUGGGCCCUCCGGAGCUUGUGGAGAAGUAUGUGUUGGUGGCUGUUCUGUGUUCGCACCCUCAACUUCAUGCUAGGCCGACAAUGGAUCAGGUCGUGAAGAUGUUAGAUACAGACGUGCCUAUCCCUUCAAUACCGGAAAGGCCCAUUUCUCUCAUUGCGAAUCUUGAAGACAUUGAGAGGUCGGUGAGUAGCGGUGGUUCUGGUAAUCUGUCGACGCAUGCUGGUUAUCAGACUUGUACUUUUGAGCACGACCAUCCAGAGGCAGAGAAGGAAGAUGAGAACCAAAAUGGUAGAUAACUGCCUUUAAUGUGCGAGAACAGGCUCAGUUUUGGUCGAUGUAUGUUCAUGAUAUAAUUCUUUGGAACUUGAGAUGUCACAAUUAUUGUUCUUCAUAGGGAUUAUUGGACCAGUCCAGUCACUCUGUAUAGUUAUUUUCCAUUUUUUUGUAGCUCUGUUUCUGUAUGUGUUUUUGACUCAAAAUGAGGCCAGAUUCUCUCUC